Molecule: messenger RNA, 365 nt
Organism: Impatiens glandulifera
Lineage: Eukaryota; Viridiplantae; Streptophyta; Magnoliopsida; Ericales; Balsaminaceae
Exons: 1
Coding region: 1-246 (81 amino acids)
Source: RefSeq, a predicted model, not a curated record
AUGUCCAAAAUAUCUAAGAAGCAUGAAAUUACACAAUAUUGUUUUUUCUUGGGAAAUUUCUAUUGUAUUGAUCAGCAAGGUAAAAUUAUCCUUCAAGAUGCAGUUGAGUAUCGAAACACUAGAAGGUUAUCUACUUCUCCUAUGGAACAAAGGGGUCUUGGUCUUAUACUAAUUCCUGCUUCUAUCAGGAAAACUUGUCAUGUUGAUUGCUCCAUUGAAGAACAAUUAUCACUUCUGUCGGUUUAAGAGAAGUGGAAUACUUACUAAGAAUCUGUGUCUUUGUUGCUUGUAGUGAAAACAUUCCUUGGAAUUGAUUGAUUUUCAUGAUAUGAAUUAUGAAGUGGAAACUAUUAUUGGUUAGUUUU